UAAACAGAGCAGUCAACCUUGUGUGAACGCAGUUAGCUUUCUUUACUGACUGUAUUUUACAACAACAACACCGCUGUAAGCACGCAUUCCUAAUGUCGUGUAUCGACGGCCAAACAACUCCGAGCCGAGGCAUCCAAGUUAACUCAACUGCAAAGUAGACAGGCUCUCCCCUCAGGUCGACGAAGGACAAAGGAGACGUAAUGGCUGAGACCGAUGAGAAAUCCACUGCGCUUGACGCAGGUGGCUCUGAAGAAAAAGAGACAGAAGAAGAUCAACACAAGGAGACAGAUGCCUCUGGCAGCAAAGAGGGACAAACACAGUCUUCUUCUCAAGAUGCUCCCAAAGACACAGGAGAGGCAUCUGGAGACAAGCCAAUGCCAGAUGUGGAUGGAGAGAUUGGUCGAAACCAGGAGGGAGAGGAGGAAGAGGACACAGACAGCAUGGAUGGCAGCGGGCAUUACUCACUGACUGAGGAUGGUGAAAGAGAGAGUGAGGGAGGCAGACAGGAGAGAGCAAAGGUUAAAGAUGGCGGGAAAAGGGCUGCUAGAAAGAGAAACAGACCUGGCGGCGGCACCAAUCACUCCACCAGCUCGGAUGAAGACGACGACGAAGAAGAAGAACAGAAAGAUGAUGAUGAUGAAGACGACGAUGGUGAGGAGAUUGAGGCCUGGCUGGGAGCAGAGCUCUCUGACCUCCGUGGGCCCCCGUGGCAGGCGAUCCCGUCACUGCGCUCCCGGGAGCUCGGCAGGGACUCUCACCAGUUUGUGAAGCGUGUGUGUGGAUCCCGUGGCCUCGUGCAGCGGCUGGAGCUCCAGGGCCGGCUCGAGAAGCACAAGGGCUGCGUCAACACGUUGCACUUCAACCCCUCGGGCACCCGCCUGGCUUCAGGCAGCGAUGACCUGCGAGUGGUGAUCUGGGACUGGGCUGUCCGCCGCGUCGAGAUGGAGUUUGACAGCGGCCACAAGAGCAACGUCUUUCAGGCAAAGUUCCUGCCUCACAGCGGAGACUCCACGCUGGCCAUGUGCGCUCGAGACGGUCAGAUCCGAGUGGCUGAGCUGUCGGCCACACAGCGAUGCAAGAACACCAAGCGGGUCGCGCAGCACAAAGGGGCGGCACACAAGCUUGCCCUGGAGCCAGAUUCCCCCUGCUCCUUCCUGUCUGCUGGAGAGGAUGCCGUGGUGUUUGGUAUUGACCUGCGUCUGGACCGUCCGGCCAAUAAACUGGUGGUAGUAAAGGAGGGUGAUAAAAAAGUGGGCCUGUACACCAUCUUUGUCAACCCAGCAAAGACACAACACUUUGCUGUGGGCGGAAGAGACCAGUAUGUGAGGAUUUAUGACCAGAGGAAGAUCAAUGAGAACGAUAACAAUGGUGUGCUGAAAAAGUUUUGUCCCUCACAUCUGGUGUCCAGCGAGUCCAAAACCAACAUCACCUGCCUCGUGUACAGCCACAAUGGCACAGAGCUCCUGGUCACUUACAACGAUGAGGACAUCUACCUGUUCGACUCCAACCACAGUGACGGGGCAGACUACCGCAGGAGAUACAAGGGACACCGCAAUAAUGCAACAGUGAAGGGGGUGAACUUCUAUGGGCCGUGCAGUGAGUUCGUGGUCAGUGGAAGUGACUGCGGACACAUCUAUCUGUGGGACAAGUACUCUGCUCGCAUCGUCCAGUUUAUGGAGGGAGACCGGGGAGGAGUGGUGAACUGUUUGGAGCCACAUCCCCACCUUCCAGGUCUGGCCACCAGUGGGUUGGACCACGACAUCAAACUGUGGGCCCCCACGGCUGAAAGCCCCACGGGGCUCAAGGGCCUUAAAGAGGUGAUGAAGAAAAACAAGCGGGAGCGCGAUAAAGACAGUGUGCGCCACGGUGACCAGUACGACACCCAGCUGCUGUGGUUCCUGAUGAGACACAUGAGGAACAGGCGGCCGCAGAGGGCCCGCCGAGAGGGAGCAGACACGGACACGGACGAUUCCUGGAGCUCUCCAGAUUCCUCUGAAGAAGAGGAAGGAGGUCCAGACCACGUUCAGUGCAUGUCCUCUUGAGCAACACACAUACAUACAUACACACACAUACAUACAUUGUAUUGCCCUUGAAUUGAUGCACAUAUGCACAAUUGACACACUGGCAAACUCAAACACUGACGAGCCACAGACUUGUUUUUGUUUUCUUUUUACACGCAUACAAACUCACACUAAAUGACACAUACUUCUGAAGCAGUGACGGAGCUUUACGGCUGGUUUUCCAUCAGUUGCGUGUGUGCAAAUGACGACUACACACUGCAUACACACUUCCAGAAUCCAGAUUUUUUUCCCCUUCGAUUGUACAAAGAGGUUUAGUGAGUGCUUGUGCGUACAUUAUCUCGAUGCGCUGUCUAGCCCCAGAACAAUGGACUGUGUGUGUCUGUGUAUGGCAACCAGCACCCUGUAGGACGCUACACAUCACCAGCACACUAUUCCCCUCUCUUAGUGACGCACCUCUUGAGCUCUCUGUGUUGAUAUAGGGAGUAAGGGCUUAGAAUCACACCAUCAUACCAUCCCCUCAAUGUGACUUCCUUUAAGAUUUGAACUCGCAGAGGGAAACCCGUGUCCCCUCCCUGCAUCGCCCCAGUCUCAUACUUAUUUCUUGGCCUGAACUUGUGCAGCUAGUUGCAUUUUUCACACGUUUUCUCUCCGAAGACUACUAAAUCCCUACAUGCUGCAUCACCCGACACGCUGCCCUCAAGCUAGUCCCGCCCCUCUUCUUUCCAUCACCCUCCCCCUCACUACUGAGUGCACUUUGAAUCAGGGACGCUUUAGUUUGAGACGGACAAAAUGUGCACUGGGUGUGUGAUUUUGGGGGAAGAGCUGUUGUAUCCUUCAUUGGAGACCUCAGUGAAGUUUAGUUAAUUGUUAUUGAUUUUAUUUUUUUUUGGUGGAGGGGGGAGAUAUUUUGCACUUAAGCAUUUCUUUGACUGAGAGAAAAAGAGGGAUUUUUGCUUGCAGCAGCUUUUCCUCUCCCUCCUCCUUCCUCUUCCCCGAUUCUCCAUCUUUGACAGGAAGUCUUGACUGGUGUUCAGCAUGUGCAUAGGAUAAUGAAUGAGGUGGGGGCCUGGUGGGGAACACCCAAUCCAAUGUUAACACUGCCGAUGUGCUCAUUGAGAUUGGAGUAAUAACCAUGUGGUUCCUGAAAAUGCUUCUAUGAUGUCAACGGUCUUAAAUCAAUUGCUGAAGGAGGUCUUUCAAACAAACAUUUGAACUCCACAACUCAGAGGAGGAAUGAGGGGGAGGUCAAUAUGCUUGCCAGUCAUUUGUUGUGAGAGCGAUAAAAUCCAGCUUUUCUCAUUUUCUAUGAGAACUCUAGUUAGUUGAAUUUAUAUGUACAUAUAUAUAUAUUAAAACUGUAAAAACAACUUUAGCAAAUGCGGUUUGACUUCAAUAAGAAAAAAAACUAAGAUGUCAAAACAUUUAAUUGGUAUUGAUGCAGAGGUUUAUAUUCUAUAUGAGGACAAAGUACUUGAGGCACCACUUUUCUUCAGGUUUUCCUUUUUAAGGACGACAUCCUUCUGGUAUGAGCUGAAUAGCUGUCGAGUAUUAAAGUAGUUAUUCGCUUUCUUGUUCAAGAAAAGAAAAGGUUUCCUUUCUAGAUCUUCAGUCAUUUGAGACAGUUAUAUCCAGAUUUUCCCACUGGCAGUUUUUGGCAUCUUGUACACAUAAGGCAUUGAACUAUUUGUUUUGUCCACCACUGCCUAAAUAUUGCAUAAUACCAGUUAAGUUGGAAAUAUGUACAAUUUGUGCAAUAAACAAAGACAGUGCUCUUGAUGUGA
Molecule: messenger RNA, 3802 nt
Organism: Pseudoliparis swirei
Lineage: Eukaryota; Metazoa; Chordata; Actinopteri; Perciformes; Liparidae
Gene: dcaf8
Product: DDB1 and CUL4 associated factor 8
Exons: 13
Coding region: 201-2042 (613 amino acids)
Cellular component (GO): Cul4-RING E3 ubiquitin ligase complex; cytoplasm
Molecular function (GO): protein binding
Source: RefSeq, a predicted model, not a curated record